GAAUCGAUAGAAACGAAACAUUUUACGUUGAGUGGACGGCUCACACGACUUUGCAAAUUUCGCAGAGAUGACCGAACAGCGAAACGUUUCCUCGAGUGCAAGGCCUCGUACCGAGCACGGGACCGUCGUCGGCGCCGGCGUCGGCGUUGGCGUCGGCGUCGAAGGUAGAAGCGUCGCAGGACUUCGCGCUGGCUCUACCCUCAUGAAGAGCGUGUCUAUCUUUUUGAUGAGCGGUCGCAAAGCUUCUGUGGAAUCGAAAAGGUUAACUUCCGGCGGCCCGAAGCACGAGCAGCCACGAAGAAGGCGUCGCGCAAGAAUGCCGGACGGAGCAAGCGGUGCUAGAAAUUCCACGCACACCGUCAAGCUCAUCGAGUCGCUCCGAAAGAAAACAAGAUUCUCGUGGCAAGAAUUGGACAAUCUGUGCAAGCUCUACAAAAAGUUAACCAGUUCCGGACAGCAACAAGUAGGACAAACGUUCGUUAUCGGUAGAAGGCAGCAAUCCAGCCAGACUAUAGAGGGUAUCGACAGAACGGUGUUCCGGGACUUGCUGCACAACACGUUCAAAGUGAUCACCGAGGACGCGCUGGUGGAACGUAUAUUCUGCUGUUGGGAUCGGGAGAACGAAGGGAUCAUUCGAUUGGAACCGUGGAUCAUGGGUCUCGAUCUAUAUCUUCGCGGUAGUCUGCGGGAGAAGAUUGAGUUCUGCUUCAAGGUUUACGACCUGAACAACGACGGAUUCAUUACGAAGGAUGAAAUCUUCCAACUUUUCAAAAAGUGUCUGAUGAAGCAGCCGGGAGAAGAAGAUCCAGACGAGGCGGUAAAAGAUCUGUCGGAAUUGGUGUUGAAGAAACUCGACGUGGAUCGUGACGGAAAAAUCUCCUUUCAAGACUAUAAGUUGGCUGUUAUGGAGGAACCGCUGCUUCUCGAGGCUUUCGGACAAUGUUUGUCUACCGAUGAAAAUUGUGCACGCAUCAUUGACACGUUACAGUAACGGGACCGUACAGAAGUUACACCGCACGAUCAAUAUUUACCUUUUUUUGUCUAGCAACUUUGAACAGUUAUUCUAGUAAGCAGAAAUAAUUUCAGCAAUAUGCUAAAGGUAUAACAAAAACAUAUACAAUCUCUUCCGGAGAAAUUAAUUUCAUUUGUUCUAUAGUAUAUAAAACAGCUGAAUAUAUCGAUAUGCUUAAGUAGAAAUUAAGGGCAAUUAAUUAAUAUAAUAUAUCUAAUUAUAGUUUAAGUGAAAAAAAUUAAAAAUGUAGGUAACAGAUAAUCUCGUUGUACAUCAUGGCAGUAAACGAUUGUUCGAAUACAAUUUGUA
This is a messenger RNA of Megalopta genalis, 1321 nucleotides long. RefSeq names its product calaxin. The record is from RefSeq and is a predicted model, not a curated record. NCBI's taxonomy places the organism in Eukaryota, Metazoa, Arthropoda, Insecta, Hymenoptera, Halictidae. Gene Ontology annotation, molecular function: calcium ion binding.